Molecule: messenger RNA, 917 nt
Organism: Paralichthys olivaceus (Japanese flounder)
Lineage: Eukaryota; Metazoa; Chordata; Actinopteri; Pleuronectiformes; Paralichthyidae
Gene: rmi2
Product: RecQ mediated genome instability 2
Biological process (GO): negative regulation of double-strand break repair via homologous recombination; regulation of sister chromatid segregation; maintenance of rDNA
Cellular component (GO): nuclear speck; cytosol
Source: RefSeq, a predicted model, not a curated record
UUUGAGGUGAUGCUUUUAGUUUGAAAGACACUAGGAGGGAAAUGAAGGAAAAAUAGCCCCGCCCUUUCCGGUGAAGCAGCUACGUGUUGGGGGGACGCGGGAAAUGUGAAGUUCACGAACAUCAGCUGUGAUCCACCGUGAGAACACGUCAUGUACAAACCGGAGGGAAGCAGCGUGGAGAGAAAACGUCCUCCGCCGGUUAAAGUGCUCUCCUGUCAGCUGAGGAGCGCAAAGACCCAGGGGGCCUCCGGCAGCGGGGACAGCUGGCUUAUCAGACCGGGCAGAGGUCCCUCUCUUCCGGUGUCGCUGGUGUGGAUGCAAGGGACCGUCCUGGAGGCGCAGCUGGACCGAAACACCGUCCUGCUGAUGGAUGAAACGGGGACGUUCGCUGUCCAGGGCGUCAACAACAUCCCCAAGGGGAAGUCAUGUUUGUCCCAAGGCAGGUACGUGAUGGUGAUGGGUCUCAUCCAGGCCGCCUCCCCGGAGCCAGUCGUCCGGGCGGUGAAGAUGGCAGAUCUCUCGGAGCUGGCGGAGCUCCACAGGCGGAUGUGGAGGCUGGAGGUGGAGGAGCUGCAGCAGGUGCUGGGCUGAGUGCAGAGGAAGACCUGCUCCUGCCGCUGCUCCAGGCAUCGAUGAGAAAUGUAAAGUACCUCAGUGGACUGAAGAAAGGAGGGGAGGCAGGAGGACCAGACUUCUAUAUGUGCAGUCAUGCAGAAAUCCUUUUUUUUGGAUUUAGUUUUUCUACUGACUUUCAUCAAUGAGACAUUAACUUACUUUUUAGGGACAUCUCGUCAGCUUAUACAGUUGGCAUUAGAAAAACAAAUAUUAAUGUGUACAAAGGCUGGGUUUCAUAGAGUUCAUAUAUCUUAAUUGUGGCAGAAAAUAAACCCAGUCAACAUUAAGAAAAUAUUCACGUU